Messenger RNA from Exaiptasia diaphana, 1960 nucleotides. RefSeq names its product oncoprotein-induced transcript 3 protein. Lineage: Eukaryota; Metazoa; Cnidaria; Anthozoa; Actiniaria; Aiptasiidae. The transcript has 7 exons. The record is from RefSeq and is a predicted model, not a curated record. Bases 49 to 1731 code for a protein of 560 amino acids. Gene Ontology annotation, molecular function: calcium ion binding.
UCACUCCAGUGCAAUAUACGAGACCCAACGCCAGGCCAGAAAUACUUAAUGCAUCUGAACAAGAUGCAAAAUCUAGUGUUUUUCACAAUACUGGUGGCCUUUUCCAGUGCAAAAAUCCAUCAAAGCAGAGAAAGUCGACUCGAGAAUGACUAUGGCGAUGGAGGAGAAGAGAAAAGCUGCCCAGCACUUCAUUUAAAGGGGAAUAUCGUAGUCGACCCUCCAACCUGUCGACAGGGACCUCAACCUAGUGGUACCACGUGUAAUUUUCACUGUAGCGAGGGUUUCCGCGUUGCUGGUCCACCAAUGACCAUGUGUCAAGAUGAUGGGGCGUGGUUUAUUGGACAUAGAGAGAUUUCCUGCAAAGAUGUCGACGAGUGCAAGGUCAGGAAUGGUGGUUGUAGUCACACCUGUCACAACACUGAAGGAAGUUAUCAUUGUGAAUGCCCUGCUCCACUUAUAAUGGACAGAGAUGGAAAAACAUGUCGAGCUGUGGGUUUGGUGUUAAACUGUUCUGCGCAUGACAUUGAGAUCAUCAUCCCCAAGUACGCUUUAAACAACAUACAAGGUGAUUAUGUCCAGCUUCGUGACCCAAGCUGCCAUGCGCGUGAGAACAAGACACAUUACAUCUUUAAGACGGCGCUGAAUGGGUGUGGCACMACGCGGCGUCACAAGAGAAACUUCCUGGCGUACAGUAAUAGARUUACAGAAAGRCACACGGCGCGGCGUCAMGGUGUUAUUACUCGUAUUGGCAAAAAUGAGUUCAAYAUCCCUUUUUGUUGUUAUUAUCUGGACAAUGCCAUURUUGGUGCUGUUGGUUACAAACCGUUCGUAAGAGAACUGGUACUGAAAGAGAAAGGAUUUGGUAAAUUUAAGCUAAGUAUGGACUUCUACCACGGUAAAGACUACAAAAAUACAUACACAUGGGAUGACUUCCCUGUAUCAGUGUAUUUGAGAGAGAGACUUUAUUUUGAMGUCUCUAUUGAUUCCAUUGAUCAAAAUCUUGCUGUGUUCGCUGACCAAUGCUUCGCGACUCCAACUCGUGACCACGACAAGGCGAGAAGAGUUAGACACACGCUUAUUCGUGAAGGAUGCAUUGCUGAUUCCACCACUCAAGCAGAACCAUCCCCCUCCCCUCACAGGCAACGUUUUAGUGUGGCAGCCUUUCAAUUCAUUGGCAAAUUUCCUUUCGUGUACCUUCACUGUAGUGUUAUAGUCUGUAAGGCUGAUGAUCCUAAUUCACGUUGUGCCCAAGGUUGUAUCCAAGGCUCGAAGCGAGGAAAACCUUUGAACGCGGGUCCCAACCAUCAACAUAGCGACUCAACGCAUGCGCAGUCAGAUCUCAAACUAGACAAGCGGAAUUCGCCUGUCAGGCACACAAGAGCUAUCGAAAAGAGCCCAGUAAAGAAAGAAAAGGAACAUAAGUACCUUUUGUCCAAGGGGCCUGUUUCAUUAAUAGAAGAUGAACCGGAAGUGGCCCGAAACGACGAGAAGGAGCCUGGUGUUGAGCAGUCAAACGAUGAGAAAGCUGCCGACUUGGAAGAAAAAUUGGACAAAGACAGCAACGGUGCUAGGGACGAAAAAGCAAGUGUUGGUUCCACUACCAGCAAUGCACUAGUAUUAGUCCUGAUUGCCUGUACCAUACUGGCACUAGUUGGAGUAUUGUACAUUGGAAGAAAACUCAAGGAAGCUACYAAACGAGGCAUGCCAACCUACAGACCAAUGAAAUCCUGAUCAUGUUCUUUUUUACCAUUUCUAGAAUCAUAUUACAGUGUAUUUUACUGCAACAAGGGCAUCAGAGGAUGUACAAUUUUCUCGUUUUAACUGCAUAAUGGAAUUGAUCUAGUGUUGACUCCAUAAAAGCAGUUGAACACCAACCCAAUUGUUCAAGUUCUUUUUAAGUUCAUGCUUUUAUCUAUGUAAACAAAGUUUCUUUACAAUAAACUUAUAUUCCUAUAGUUGC